Messenger RNA from Daucus carota subsp. sativus, 1296 nucleotides. Its product is annotated as auxin-responsive protein IAA27. The transcript has 5 exons. Gene Ontology annotation, biological process: regulation of DNA-templated transcription. Gene Ontology annotation, molecular function: protein binding. The record is from RefSeq and is a predicted model, not a curated record. Lineage: Eukaryota; Viridiplantae; Streptophyta; Magnoliopsida; Apiales; Apiaceae. Gene Ontology annotation, cellular component: nucleus. Bases 124 to 987 code for a protein of 287 amino acids.
ACUAUCUACACACAAAACCAAACACACUUCUCCACACUUUAAUUUCUCUUACAACCAAAACCCCAGCUCACAUUUUUCAUUACACAACACAAACACUUAAACUAAACGGCAUACUCUGUCCUAAUGUCUCUGCAAACAGAAGAAAAGGCUCCAACCAUGGAGACCAACAAAGGCCUUAACUUAAAGGCCACUGAGCUCAGGCUUGGCUUGCCUGGCUCUGAGUCACCUGAAAGAAACAACAGUGAAGAAAAAGAUGGCAAAAGUGGCUAUUCUCACCUGGUGACUUCAGGGGCCAAAAGGGUGUUUUCUGAUACAAUAAAUGGUGGUUCUGGCAAGUGGGUAUUUUCUGGUAAUGCUGGAUCUGAUGGUGAGGUGGCUCAGAAUGGUGCCUUGUUUUCUCCCAGAGGUGGUGCCAAGAUUCUUGGUGGUGGUGGUGCUGAGAGUAAUAUUGUUAAAGAGAGUGUUGUUUCUGUCCCGGAGAAGAAGAAGGAUCAGGCUGCUCCUCAUGCUGCAAAAACACAGGUAGUGGGAUGGCCUCCAAUUCGAUCUUUUCGAAAGAAUUCUAUGGCUAUCAAUCCUCCAAAGAACGAUAGUGAUGCGGAGGAAAAGUUGAACUCGGGUUGUCUCUAUGUCAAAGUCAGUAUGGAUGGUGCGCCUUACCUGAGGAAAGUAGAUCUCAAGACCUACUCCAGCUACUUUGAACUAUCUUCGGGUCUGGAAAAGAUGUUUAGUUGUUUUACAAUAGGCCAAUGUACUUCUCACGGGGCUACUGCUCGAGAUGGGCUUAGUGAGAGUCGCUUAGUGGAUCUUCUCCAUGGCUCUGAAUAUGUACUGACCUAUGAAGACAAGGAUGGGGACUGGAUGCUUGUCGGUGACGUUCCAUGGAAUAUGUUCACAGAGACCUGCAAAAGGAUGAGGAUCAUGAAAAGUUGUGAUGCAACUGGCCUAGCUCCGAGGGCCAUGGAGAAGUGCAGGAACCGUAACUAAUGCAAGCAUCGCGGCUGCCAUGGAUUUUCAAGCUAUACUCUAUGAAUUUAGAAGUAUUGUGUGUAGAGCCUCGAUGUGGUUUUUAAUAUCGGCACAGUGGUGUGCUGAGAAAAGGGAACUAUAUACGGGAGGCAAGAAAUGUAUGCUAAGUAUUUUUGGGUGCGUAAUUAGAUAGAAUUUGUGUAAGUAAUGACAUAAUUAGGUAUGUAAUUUGACUCUAUUCUCUCCUCCCCCCCUCUCAUGUAAUCUAAUUACUGAUGAUCCAACGCUUCAAUACUACUAAAUAUGUAUAUUGCUUGUUUUCUGUAA